ACUCAUAAGACUCAAUUGAAUAACUAAAGGAAAGAACCAGAGGUUUGCGUUGAACGGAUUCGAAUGGGACUCUACUGCAUGCACAUCAAGUGGGAAAAGCCGCAAUGCAAAUCCAAUGACGAUUCGAUUGGUGCAAGUAAAAAAUCUGAUGAGAUGAAGCCUUCUUCCACCCAAGUGGAUUCGGUUGUCCAGCCUAAACUUUCAUCAGACAUUGGUCCGACUGGUUUAUUUGGCAGGCCAAUUUGCCAGGAGCAAGCAGAUAAAGUGCCUUUUCAAGUUCCAGCGAGCCAAAAAAAUGGCAGACAGACGCUUCGUGCUGCAAAAUCAUCACUAUUCACAUUCGGAUCACCGUCACCACAAAACUUUUCAUUUGCUGCUGUGGACCCAGUCAGUUCUACCCAGGGAAACGGUGCGAAUGGGACAGCCGAUAAAGUUUUCGGGGCACAUCAUCAGCAGGCUAAAUACUUAGUCGAUUUCGUGAUUGAUGGGCAAUCGUACGUCUUAAAGGCAUCUUUCACCAAGUCUGCUACGAAAAUUGUGGGUUCAUUGGCGCUGUCACAAGUCGAAACCAAGUCGUCAAACGCAUCAGCCGAGGAGGAAUCGAUCGGCGAAGGUGAAAAAGACGAGGUGAACCUCAUCAACGGAAAACCAGAAGAGGAUUCAACUCAUCAUCAACUACCCUCGGCUAUUUGGGCCAAUCUCAAUGGAGUCAUGACAAAAAUUAUCCCUCUGAACAAGUCUUUCAAUUCGGAUCAUCAUUGGGAAUCAGCGAACUUUGACGGCAGCUUCGCUUAUUUUGAACGUCUUUAUUCUGUUGACGAAUGGAAACCGUUGACUUGUCUUCUCUUGAUCGAGUUCGAAACUUUCAGCGGCGGAGAAAAGAACGUCCUCAAACAACUGGCUGAUAUGUAUGUCCAUCAGAAUCACUGCGAUGUCCAGUUCACUUUCAAAGGCGACGAACGUGUUGGCGGUCAUGUUAAUAUCCUGGUGGCUAGGAGUCCCGUGUUUGCCGCAAUGUUUGAGCACGACAUGAAGGAAGCAGCGACUGGUGAGGUUGUUAUUGAUGACGUGCAGCCGGACAUUUUCAAGCAACUACUACACUACAUCUACUGUGGCCGGCUUUUGACAGCGCUGACUGAAGAAGCUACAGCUCAGCCUCUGUUCGUGGCGGCCGAUAAGUACGACAUCAACGACUUGAAAGAAGAAUGCGUUCGUUUCUUGCUUACCUGUGUUCGAGUAGAAAACGCCAUCAAUCUCUUGGUAUGGGCCCAUCUUCACUCGGUCGACGAGCUACAGCAAACAGUCGUCUCUUUCAUGACCUUGCAGGGAAAAGAAGUUUGUCAUUUGAAAGAAUGGGAAGAUCUCACCAAGAACUAUCCGGACCUCUGUGUACUGGUAACUCGACGCAUCAUUGAUCGUAUGAGUCUUUUUAUUUGAUCUCCAAAAGAAUUGCUUAAUAAUUUGUAUUCGUUUCAUGUACCAAUCUGAGGUAAUUAAAUAAAACAGUUCGCGUUGUAUUAAA
Messenger RNA from Daphnia pulex (common water flea), 1522 nucleotides. Its product is annotated as BTB and MATH domain-containing protein 38-like. NCBI's taxonomy places the organism in Eukaryota, Metazoa, Arthropoda, Branchiopoda, Diplostraca, Daphniidae. Gene Ontology annotation, molecular function: ubiquitin protein ligase binding. The record is from RefSeq and is a predicted model, not a curated record. Gene Ontology annotation, cellular component: cytoplasm; nucleus. The transcript is spliced from 3 exons. Gene Ontology annotation, biological process: regulation of proteolysis; proteasome-mediated ubiquitin-dependent protein catabolic process. The coding region runs from base 64 to 1437 and encodes 457 amino acids.